Oncorhynchus nerka (sockeye salmon) is the source of this 5518-nucleotide messenger RNA. RefSeq names its product tubulin tyrosine ligase-like family, member 4 (gene ttll4). Lineage: Eukaryota; Metazoa; Chordata; Actinopteri; Salmoniformes; Salmonidae. Gene Ontology annotation, cellular component: cilium. Gene Ontology annotation, biological process: microtubule cytoskeleton organization; protein polyglutamylation. The record is from RefSeq and is a predicted model, not a curated record. Gene Ontology annotation, molecular function: tubulin binding; tubulin-glutamic acid ligase activity.
GAUUAAUACAUACCAAUACGCCUACGAAACGUAACAAAUACUAAAUAGUCUGUGUGUGUCGGGUUUUACCUCCAGGAUAAUACGCCAUGCUCUGAGCACGUUGAGGGAGGGAGUCCCUUGUGGUAAUAGACACUUUGUUAUGGUGUGAAAAGCACCACUACUACUGUUGCCACGCUUCGGGCGCAGUGGCAUGGUGAUCCCCUGGUUCCCUCAAUUCCCUGAUGUGUCAGCCAAAGUCCAUGCCAGGAGGGUGUGAGAUGGCACUUGAUGGCCUCUGAAGACAAGUUGAAUACAAGGGCCUCCUGCUCCCGGUCAUCAACUCUCAUUAUUCGAGCCAAGUCAGCAGUGUUUCAUACUGCUGACAGUCCCACUAGGCCCUUCAGCUCGCAUGAGAAGAAGACCCUUAAAUCCUGUGCCAGUGUCCCCCGGGUCACCAGUGACUCUAUAGGUCAGCUGAAUGCGAGGGUGGGUCAGACUCAGAACAACCACCUCCAUACUACCUCAGGGACCCCUCUACAACGUGCCUACAACCGUUCUGUGCCUGCUGCCACUUACCUAGCUAACAAGCCACAGCGUCCUGGUAGCGCAGCUGCUAAUUUAGCUAAUGGUCAUAGUAAUGGUCACUGUCAACCAACUGUUCUCUCUAAGAGUACACAGAUAUCUAGUGCUGACAUUAUCUCAUACAGACAUAACCCUGGUGUGUUAGAGCCAACCGUAAAUAGCUAUCGGCCCAGCUGCAACUUGGAAUCACAAAAUUUAAGAUCACGGAUCCUGGCCCGAAAAAGAGCCUUGUCACCCCAGCCUGCUCCCUAUCCAACGUGCCCCUGUCCACCAAAGGCAGAACGUGUCCCAGACUCGCAGAACAACGCUGCUUCACAGCCUGCUGAAAGCACCACCACCACCAGCAUGCCCACCAACCAGUCAGUCCCCUGGACCAGUGGCAAGCUGAGAGACAAUAGCAAAGGGUUUAUGAGGCCCACUAUGGGUAAAGUGCCUUCCUGUCCCAGACAGGAGACUACCCAGACAAGAGACUCAGCAAAACCUUUGUCUCCCCAGACCAAAUCGGCCUCCUAUUGCCGUAGCGGGGACAAUGGGGAUGGCAAAACCCAGACUAAGUUCACACACCACCCCCCCAACACUGUGCCUUUGCAGGAUAGGUCAUCCCACCACCAGGAUGUGUCACUGGGUCAGACAUGGAGGCUCCAGGACCCGCAUCAGUUUGAGAGCCUGAUGGCAGCAGACAUGGAGGGUCACUCCCAGAGGCUGGGCUUUUGUGCUGCUGUCCAUGGGGCUCCUGGAGCUCCUCAUAACACAUCAACAGAGAGGAUCGGGAAGGUCAACUCUGAGGUGGAGUUUACUGAGGCUGUGAGGAAGCUGACCCAGUCACGGAGCGCGCUCACCCCUCAUCCCAGGAACGGGACUGUUAAUAGUUUUACUACUGGAACACCAGGGUCCAACGUGGAUCCAGUCCAGAUUGGCAAAGCAAUGACUAAUAGCCCUGUCAUCUCUGUCAGCCACAGCCCUGCUCCAGCCAAACCCUCUGUACCACUCUGCCUUACUAUGAGAGACCAGCCUGUGUCCAUGGAGACCUCCAGUGCCUCUGGCCUCGACAGUAACACCACAACAAACAGUAGUAGCACAACAGCCUCCAUGGCACCUCUACCCCAUGCAGGGAUAACUCCAACACAGUCCUCUACCCAGGCCACUGCCACAGCUAGUUCUGGUGCAGGGAUAACUCCAACCCAGUCCUAUACCCAGGACAGUGCCACAGCUAGUUCUGGUGCUAGUUCCAUCCCAGAGAACACUGAGAUGGGUUCUGAGUCCGCCUCAGAUACUUCUCAGAGUCAGAGGCCUUCUGUCACCUCGGUGACCACCCAGAUAUCAGCCAUACACCUGACCAAGGAGAGGAGUGUCCUGUCUCUACAGGGCGGCUACAGCCCCUCCCGGUCCCCUCCUGGCCUGGGGGAGGAACAACAGGCUGAGUCACCUCAGCUCUCCAGUCCACAGAGUGUUGCCAUGCAGGAGGUUGCCAUGCAGGAGGUUGCCAUGCAGGAGGUUGCCAUGCAGGAGGUUGCCAUGCAGGAGGUUGCCAUGCAGGAGGUUGCCAUGCAGGAGGUUGCCAUGCAGGGGGUUGCCAUGCAGAGGGUUGCCAUGCAGGAGGUUGCCAUGCAGAGGGUUGCCAUGCAGGAGGAUGGAGACAGAGGGGAAGAGGACUAUCCUGAUGAUGAGCUGGAGAAUGACUGCAGUGGUGAUGAUGAUGAUGAUGGUGAAGGGUCUGACUGCUCCUCUAUGAAUGAUGCCUCGUCCACAGCCUCCAUACCCGUCCUGCCAAAUAUCACGGAUGAGGAGCUGAUGAGCCCUGAAUUAGAGGAUGAGGGGGAGCUGAAGCCAGCUCUGGUCCCCAGCAUGUUCCCCCUCAUUCCCCCUACACUGUAUUUCAGCACUGCCAACCAGAGAGUGGAGCCCCUGCCACCAGAACAGAGGAAGCUGCUCAAAUGGAAGAUGAGCACUGUGACUCCCAACAUAGUCAAACACACCAUCGCCAGGUCACACUUUAAAGUCACCAAGAGAAGUCAUGAUUGGCUUGGCUGCUGGGGUCACCAUAUGAAGUCUCCUGGGUUCAAGGCCAUCAGGGAAUACCAGAAGUUAAACCACUUCCCCGGCUCGUUCCAGAUCGGUCGGAAGGACCGUCUGUGGAGGAACCUGUCUAAGAUGCAGGCUCAGUUUGGUAAGAGGGAAUUCAGCUUCUUCCCUCGCUCCUUCGUUCUUCCUCAGGACAUCAAGCUACUGAGGAAAGCCUGGGAGGACAGUGGUAGCAGGCAGAAAUGGAUCAUCAAGCCGCCUGCGUCUGCUCGGGGUAUUGGAAUCCAGGUUAUUCACAAGUGGAGUCAGAUGCCAUGCAAGAGACCACUCCUGGUUCAGAAGUAUCUGCACAAGCCUUAUCUCAUCAGUGGGAAUAAGUUUGACCUGCGUAUCUAUGUGUAUGUGACAUGUUACGACCCGCUUCGCGUUUACAUCUUCCAGGACGGCCUUGUCCGCUUCGCCAGCUGCAAGUACUCGUCGUCUAUGAAAAGCCUUGGCAACAAGUUCAUGCACCUGACCAACUACAGCGUGAACAAGAGGAACUCGGACUAUCAGAACAAUGACAGUGACAAGGCCUGCCAGGGACACAAGUGGGCUCUGAAGGCGCUGUGGCACUACCUGGGUUGUAAGGGAGUCAACACCACGCUGAUCUGGGAGAAGAUCAAGGACAUCGUCAUGAAAACCAUCAUUGCGUCUGACCCGUAUGUCAACACGCUGGUCAAGCUUCACCUGCUCCCCUACAGCUGUCACGAGCUGUUUGGCUUUGACAUCAUGCUGGAUGAGAACCUCAAGCCUUGGGUUCUGGAGGUCAACAUCUCACCAAGCCUCCACUCCGGCACCGCUCUGGACGUGGCCAUUAAGGGCCAGAUGAUCAGAGAUGUGUUGAACCUGGCGGGGUUCCUUCUGCCUCAGAGAGAAGAGGUGCUUCCCUCCGCCAGCAGCUCUGCCAGCAGUCUGUGUGGAGGGACACGGGAGAGAUCCAGACCUGAGAUUUCAACUGAUGAGAAAGUCAAGCGGGCCUUCUACCUGAGCCAGCGCUUCGCAGAUCAGGACUUCUUGUCCUCCGUCCUGGACGUUCUGACUCCAGAGGACGUACGAGUCCUGGCUGAGACUGAGGACGAGCUGAGCAGGAAGGGAGAGUUUGAACGAGUGUUUCCCUCACACUGCUCCUCACGAUACCUGCGCUUCUUCAAACAACCACGCUACCUCAACAUCCUGCUCAACCAGUGGGAGACGCACGGACAUAACAGGAGAGAAGGAGUCUGUGUGCUGAGGAGUCUGUGUCAGAGAGGAGUCCAUCUAGGAACCACCGACCCUGCACAUCUAUGGUCCAAGUCGACCUACGACCCCAGGUCUGAUCACCCCAGGCAGGAGCCAAGCAGAUCGAGUGUGGUGGUGAGUCACAGAACCAGGCCCCAGCCAGACCAGGAGGAGUACUGUUUCUCCCAGGAGGUCACCACCUCCCUCCUGGGCUCCUCCAGCCUGACCACCGAGUCUACAGCCAGCGUGCCACCCAGAGAUGAAGAGUUGGAGGGUUAACCGGCUCUCACUGCACCCUAACGCUGUUGACUUCUUAAAGAAGGCAUAAACACAUCCCGCGUUUGGGCAGGGGAUGUGAACGCCGUAGGUGUGAUGGAGGGUCAACGUGAACACCUUUCUCUCUCUCUCUCUCGAUGCAUAUUCCUCUUUUCACUACCAUAGUCUGAACUGGAGAGGGACAAACAGCUGAGUGUUGGUCCUGGAUAAGGGGGUGGGGCUUCUCUGGACCAGGUGGACAGACAGCAGCUUUGGCCAAUCGACCGAGGAGAAAAUCCAAGGCUGCUCUGCCUACUUAGAGCCAGUCCAAUCAGGUUCCACUCCUAGGUGUGUUUACGUCAAAUAUAAAUCAACAUUUAUUGGUACACAAAUUUUGUUAUUGCAGGUGCAGUGAAAUGCUUGUUUCUAGCAUUUCAGGCUUGUUACUAUGGGAUGGGUAACUGCAUUUCAGGCUUGUUAUUAUGGGAUGGGUAACUGCAUUUCAGGCUUGUUACUAUGGGAUGGGUAACUGCAUUUCAGGCUUGUUACUAUGAGAUGGGUAACUGCAUUUCAGGCUUGUUACUAUGGGAUGGGUAACUGCAUUUCAGGCUUGUUACUAUGGGAUGGGUAACUGCAUUUCAGGCUUGUUACUAUGAGAUGGGUAACUGCAUUUCAGGCUUGUUAUUAUGGGAUGGGUAACUGCAUUUCAGGCUUGUUACUAUGGGAUGGGUAACUGCAUUUCAGGCUUGUUACUAUGGGAUGGGUAACUGCAUUUCAGGCUUGUUACUAUGGGAUGGGUAACUGCAUUUCAGGCUUGUUACUAUGGGAUGGGUAACUGCAUUUCAGGCUUGUUACUAUGGGAUGGGUAACUGCAUUUCAGGCUUGUUACUAUGGGAUGGGUAACUGCAUUUCAGGCUUGUUACUAUGGGAUGGGUAACUGCAUUUCAGGCUUGUUAUUAUGGGAUGGGUAGAUAUAACUGCAUUUCAGGAUUGUUAUUAUGGGAUGGGUAACUGCAUUUCAGGCUUGUUACUAUGGGAUGGGUAAAUAUAACUGCAUUUCAGGCUUGUUACUAUGGGAUGGGUAGAUAUAACUGCAUUUCAGGCUAGUUACUAUGGGAUGGGUAGAUAUAACUGCAUUUCAGGCUAGUUACUAUGGGAUGGGUAGAUAUAACUGCAUUUCAGGCUAGUUACUAUGGGAUGGGUAAAUAUAACUGCAUUUCAGGCUUGUUAUUAUGGGAUGGGUAAAUAUAUCUGCAUUUAUUUGGCUGGUCAUUUUACAUAUGCUUCACAAUUUUUACAAUUUGAAGUUGUAACAAUAAUUGUUAUGAAUAAAUAAUUGAAUUAACAGUUGUUCUAUCAGUCCCAGAUUAGGGAAAUAACUGCUCAGGUUCAUACAUUAAAACUGAUAUUUGAAGAAUGA